Conger conger (European conger) is the source of this 713-nucleotide messenger RNA. Its product is annotated as lysozyme C-like. The record is from RefSeq and is a predicted model, not a curated record. Lineage: Eukaryota; Metazoa; Chordata; Actinopteri; Anguilliformes; Congridae. The transcript is spliced from 4 exons. Gene Ontology annotation, molecular function: lysozyme activity. The coding region runs from base 33 to 461 and encodes 142 amino acids.
GGGUCACAUUCAGAAUCAUCAUCCAUUUCAGAAUGAGGGCUCUCGUGUUUCUCCUGCUUGUGGCUGCAGCGAGCGCCAAAGUGUUUGAGCGGUGUGAGCUGGCAAGGGCACUCAAAAAUGCAGGAAUGGAAGGCUACCUCGGGGUCUCCCUGGGAGACUGGGUCUGCCUGUCCAAGUGGGAGUCAGGGUACAGCACUGACGCCACUAACGUCAACACUGACAACUCGACAGACUACGGCAUCUUCCAGAUCAACAGCCGCUGGUGGUGUGACAACGGAUCGAAGACUGCAAAUGGCUGCAAUAUCCCAUGCUCCAGUCUGCUCUCCCCUGACAUCAGCACCGCGAUUACGUGUGCCAAGCGUGUGGUCAGAGAUCCCAACGGGAUCAAUGCUUGGGUGGCCUGGCGACUGCACUGUAAAGGACAAGAUGUCCAACAGUACAUCCAGGGCUGUGGAGUGUGAGACUGACACCCAGAGAAAUUGAUCUUUUCAGCUUCCCUCUAUUGUUUUUGAUCACUUUUCUGAUAUGCCAAACCUGACACACUGACAAAGGCUCAAUGGUGAAACACCACCCUUGCUUGUCAAUAUAAAAAUGAGUAAAAAUAUAACCUUUCUGCCAAAUAAUUGCUAACUGAAGGGACAUUUCCUUUUUGCCAGUCCAACCCUUUUGCUUCGGUAGGCUAAACUUUAAUAAAGACAUCAUUUGGAUUUGCA